GAUAAGAACGUUACACACAGCCUUCCCUCUGUGGUGUCUCUCACUUCUUCUUUCUAACAGGAAACGUUCCUCCCGCUCAGAGAAAUGAGAAAAACAGCUUCCAGACGACGUUCAUCUGCUGUCUUUCAGCCUGCGGCUGGUCCGACUGAAGAUGUGGCAGCAGGCUCUGUGUUUCCCUCUCUCACUGAUCCUCACAGUGACGGUGUCUGUUGGCUGGAAGAUGAGGGUCUCUCCGGUGGUCACUGUCUCCAGAGGAGAAGACGCUGUCCUCACCUGCUCCCUCACAACUGGAAAAAUGGGAUAUUCAGGGAAGAUCACGGUGAAAUGGAUGGCCAGACAGACGAACACUCCUCCUUUCUUUCAGUGUUCGGUGAAAAAUGACUCGCUGGAGGAACCGAAUCCGUGUGCAGCUUCUGGGUUAAAAUAUUCCCUGGCCGGAGACCCUCGGCAUGGGGAGCUGUCGCUGCUCAUCAGGAAAGUGGAGCUGUCAGACAACGGCACUUUCUUCUGUCGAGUGGAGGCGGAGAACAAUGUCAGGUGGAUGGCAAAUUAUUUAGAAGAAAAGACAGAUCUUUAUGUUACAGCUCAGCCUCAGAUCGCCAGCCUCUCCGUCGUGAACACCCCCUGCAGCAGCGCCCCCUGGAGGCUGCAGUGUGAAGCCGAAGGCCACCCGCUACCUCACAUCGUGUGGCUGUCAGCCUCCGGGCUCCUGGAGGACCAGGAUGAGACCUGGGAGUACGGACCGUACCAACGGAUCAGCUGCAUCCCGUACCUGGAGGAGGAGCAGGUGUUUACCUGCCGGGCGGAGAACAGCUGGGGUCAUGCAGAGAGGAGCUUUCCAGAGAAGACUGAUCAUCUGAUGCUCAUUCUGACGAUCUGUGGCGUCGUCGUGGUGAUGCUGUCGGCUGGGAUCCUGGUUUACUGCCUCAAGCGAAAUCGUGGCCGGUGGGACUCAGACUCUCCGGCUGAUGGAGGACAGGAGCUCCAGCCGGUUUACUCAGAUGUCAGCUGCUCCUUCUCGGCACAGGUGGACAACGGGGCGUCCACUCUGCAGUCUGAGCAUAUAGACACCGUGUACACUUACGUGAAAACCCCGCAGUGACGGAGAUGUGAAGCAUCGGCCUAAAUAAUCUGCAGACAUGGAAGUAUCCGAUAGGAUCCGAUCGGAUCCAUAACAGCUGGAAUUCUGCAGGACCUCCAGCCGGGAAUCUGCUGCUGCAUGUAGACAGUGUCCAUAAAAUCUCGUUCAUUCAUACGGGCAGCUCUUCAGACUUUUCCUCUUUAUAUUUUUAAGAUAUUUAAUCUUUUUAUAAAAACAGUUACAUUAAAACAGAUUAUGUUGUUCUUUGUUUUUCCUGAAUGUUAACCCUUAAACCUCCUCUAGCUCUCCCAGUGUCUCAGCAGUGGUAGUGUGUAGCUCUGUGGGGUAAAUGUGAUGGAUAUUUUACCCUUUAGCUGAUUUACAGAAGUUUUCCAGCAUUUCUAUCCCGUCCAGGAGGUUUA
Molecule: messenger RNA, 1503 nt
Organism: Melanotaenia boesemani (Boeseman's rainbowfish)
Lineage: Eukaryota; Metazoa; Chordata; Actinopteri; Atheriniformes; Melanotaeniidae
Product: sialic acid-binding Ig-like lectin 15
Exons: 7
Coding region: 152-1102 (316 amino acids)
Biological process (GO): regulation of actin cytoskeleton organization; regulation of osteoclast development; regulation of bone resorption
Cellular component (GO): plasma membrane
Source: RefSeq, a predicted model, not a curated record